GUUCGUGGAAUCGGAGUGCUCGUUCGUCCGUUCUCAUCUGGUCUGGUCGGCGUGCAUUUGUGUCUCUGCGAAUUCACAUACGACAGCGUCGGUGAAAAUCAGUGCACUCGGAAGAGUCACAAUAAGGAUGUGGCGAGAUCCUCCAGGCGGAGGGUAUAAGAAACCCAUCCACGUCGCCGCUAUGUUACUGCUAGCUGUUAUCCUGACAUUGACAACGGUUAUUUCUGCCGAAGAUGCAUCUAUGGGACCGGUGUUUGUCAAGGAACCUCCGAACCGGAUUGAUUUCUCAAAUGGAACUGGAGCCGUCGUUGAAUGUCAGGCAAGAGGAAAUCCACAACCAGAUAUCAUCUGGGUCCGUUCCGAUGGAAAUACUGCUGUAGGAGACGUUCCUGGAUUGAGACAGGUUAUGCCGAAUGGAAAUUUGGUGUUCCCUCCUUUCCGUGCUGAAGAUUAUCGUCAAGAAGUUCACGCUCAGGUCUAUACCUGUUUAGCACGUUCUCCUGCAGGUUCGGUACACAGUCGUGAUGUCAACGUGAGAGCCGUGGUGGCGCAGUAUUACGACACCGACGUCAAUAAAGAAUACGCGAUCCGUGGGAACAGUGCCAUUUUGAAAUGUGUCGUUCCUUCUUUCGUCGCCGAUUUCGUCAAAGUUCUAUCCUGGCAUACGGAUCAGGGAGAGGAAUUCGUGCCUGGCGAUGAUUUUGAUGGAAAAUACUUGGUGCUGCCAUCCGGGGAGCUGCACAUCAGGGACGUCGGACCCGAAGACGGAUAUAAGACUUACCAAUGCCGCACGAAGCAUAGGCUCACUGGCGAAACUAGGCUAUCCGCAACGAAGGGUCGUCUCGUCAUUACUGAGCCAAUGGGAGCGAAGGGGCCGAAAUUCUCGAGUGACGAUCGCGUCAACUCAUUUAUACGCGCUGCGGGAAGUGCAUCGAGUUUACACUGUCCUGCGCAGGGGUUCCCCGUACCGUCGUUCAGAUGGUACAAGUUCAUCGAGGGCACAUUGAGGCGUCAGCCAGUUCCACUAAAUGAGCGUGUACGUCAGGUCAGCGGCACUCUGAUCAUCCGUGAAGCCCGAGUCGAAGAUUCCGGUAAAUAUCUUUGCAUCGUCAACAAUUCCGUCGGCGGCGAGAGUGUGGAGACCGUUUUGACUGUUACGGCGCCGCUGACCGCGGAAAUCGAGCCUAGCACGCAGACCAUCGAUUUUGGAAGACCAGCGACCUUCACUUGUACCGUCCAAGGCAAUCCGAUCAAGACCAUCUCCUGGCUCAAAGAUGGAAAGCCCCUUGGAUUGGAAGAUCGCGUGUUGAGAAUCGAGAGUGUGAAAAAAGAGGACAAGGGAAUGUACCAAUGUUUCGUUAGAAACGAUCAGGAAAGUGCGCAAGCAACGGCAGAGUUAAAACUUGGUGGCAGAUUCGAGCCCCCGCAGAUCCGUCAAGCCUUCGCCGAAGAGACUCUUCAACCCGGACCGAGUAUGUUUUUGAAGUGCGUAGCCAGCGGAAAUCCUACCCCCGAAAUUACCUGGGAACUUGAUGGAAAACGGUUGUCGAACACCGAGAGACUGCAAGUGGGACAAUACGUCACGGUCAAUGGUGAUGUCGUGUCGCAUCUGAAUAUUUCGAGCAUUCAUACCAAUGAUGGUGGUCUCUACAAGUGCAUCGCUGCGUCAAAGGUUGGAGCUGCCGAGCAUUCUGCCCGUCUCAACGUUUAUGGUUUGCCGUUUAUUCGUCACAUGGACAAGAAGGCCAUCGUUGCUGGAGAAACUUUGCGUGUCACUUGUCCUGUUGCUGGAUACCCGAUCGAAAGUAUCGUUUGGGAACGAGAUACCAGGGUCCUGCCAAUCAACAGAAAGCAAAAGGUCUUCCCUAAUGGCACACUCAUCAUCGAGAAUGUUGAACGAAUGAGCGACCAAGCAACCUAUACUUGCGUGGCACGUAAUGCACAAGGUUACAGCGCACGUGGAACACUGGAAGUUCAAGUCAUGGUUGCACCGCAAAUUGCACCGUUCGAUAUCGCCGAGGAACCAGCCAACUGGGGCGAUUCCAUUUCCGUGGUGUGCGCUAUUCUCAAGGGCGAUUUACCGAUCGAGAUCACGUGGGCUUUGAACGGCGAGCCGAUUCGGCCAGAUCGUUCGGACAUUAAUAUCUUGGCGACAACUCGGAAGAAUAGCAUCCUCAGCAUCGAGUCCGUGGCUGCGAGACACGCAGGAGAGUACACGUGCUCGGCGUCGAAUAAAGCCGGAGCGACCAGUUAUUCAGCGGCUUUAACUGUGAACGUACCUCCUCGUUGGAUUCUGGAACCUACCGAUAAAGCAUUUGCUCAAGGAUCCGAUGCACGAGUAGAAUGCAAAGCCGACGGAUUCCCCAAGCCUCAGGUCACAUGGAAGAGAGCUGCUGGGGAUACGCCUGGAGAUUAUACCGAUUUGAAAUUGAGCAACCCUGACAUUAGCGUGGAAGAUGGCACUCUCUCUAUUAACAAUAUACAAAAGACGAAUGAAGGCUAUUACCUUUGUGAGGCUGUUAAUGGAAUUGGAUCAGGCUUAUCAGCUGUCAUUCUUAUUUCGGUUCAAGCUCCUCCGCAAUUUGAAAUUAAACUAAGAAAUCAAACCGCUCGUCGUGGAGAACCGGCUGUAUUGCAAUGCGAGGCGCAAGGAGAGAAACCAAUCGGCAUUUUAUGGAACAUGAACAACAAGAGAUUGGAUACGAAGAGCGAUCCUCGUUAUACUAUUCGUGAAGAAAUCUUGGCUAACGGAGUAUUGUCCGACUUGAGCAUCAAACGAACCGAAAGAAGCGAUUCUGCCUUGUUCACUUGUGUAGCCACGAAUGCCUUCGGUAGUGAUGACACUAGCAUUAAUAUGAUCGUACAAGAGGUGCCAGAAGUUCCAUAUGGUCUUAAAGUGUUGGAUAAAUCAGGACGUUCGGUGCAAUUAUCAUGGGCCGCACCUUAUGAUGGAAACAGCCCGAUUAAACGAUAUGUUAUUGAAUACAAAAUUAGCAAGGGUUCCUGGGAAACUGAUAUUGAUCGAGUGCUCGUACCUGGAUCGCAACAGAACGUAGCCGGAGUGUACAAUCUAAGACCCGCGACCACCUACCAUCUUCGAAUCGUCGCUGAAAACGAAAUUGGCACAUCUGAUCCAUCUGACACGGUCACCAUUAUCACCGCAGAAGAAGCACCUACCGGCCCGCCAACUUCCAUUAAGGUGGAUGCUCUCGAUCAACACACGCUCAAGGUAACGUGGAAACCGCCUCCGCGCGAGGACUGGAACGGUGAGAUUCUCGGCUACUAUGUUGGAUACAGACAGUCGUCGGACAAGCCGUACAUGUUUGAGACUGUCGACUUCUCCAAGGAAGACAUAAAGGAGCACCACUUGCAGAUUGCAAACCUCAAGACUUACACCCAGUACGGCGUGGUCGUUCAAGCAUUUAAUAAAGUCGGCUCCGGACCAAUGAGCGAGGAACGUAGGCAACAUACCGCAGAAGGCGUGCCCGAGCAACCGCCUCAUGACACUACUUGCACAACUCUUACUUCUCAGACUAUCAGAGUGUCUUGGGUGUCACCGCCACUUAGCGCGGCAAACGGCGUUAUCACCGGUUACAAAGUCAUUUAUGGACCGUCCGAUACGUGGUACGACGAGAAUACGAAAGACACCAAGAUUACAUCUUCUAGCGAGACCAUUCUGCACGGUCUCAAGAAAUAUACCAACUACAGCAUGCAAGUUCUGGCUUUCACAUCUGGAGGAGACGGCGUUAAGUCUGCACCAAUUCACUGCCAAACUGAGCAAGAUGCACCCGAAGCUCCUAUUGCUAUCAAAGCUUUAGUCAUGUCUUCGGAAUCCAUUCUUAUCUCAUGGCGUCCGCCCAGCCAACCUAAUGGAGUUAUUUCUCAGUAUACUGUUUAUACGAAAGCAGACAAUGCAGAGGAGCCAACCAGUCAGAAAGUACCACCAAAUCAACUAACUCACGAAGCGUCUGGAUUAGACAAGCAACAAAGAUAUGAAUUUUGGGUGACCGCUAGCACGAAUAUUGGUGAAGGUGAAGCUUCCAAGAUUGUGACUUUGGGACCAAGUGUUCGAGUACCGGCCAAGAUCGCAUCGUUCGAUGAUAAGUUCACUGCAACAUACAAAGAGGACGUUAAACUGCCGUGUCUCACUGUCGGUGUACCCGCACCGGAAGUAACAUGGAAGGUACGAGGAGCUAAUCUUCAAACAACCGAACGAUUGAAGCAAUUACCCGAGGGAUCGCUAUUCAUCAAGGAAGUCGAUCGCGCGGACGCUGGAGAAUAUUCUUGUUACGUGGAAAACUCCUUUGGACAUGAUACCGUAACUCAUCAGCUGGUCGUCCACGCUCCUCCGCACUCACCUCAAGUUACCCUUACCGCCACCACCACCAACUCUUUGACGAUGAAAUUACGCCCGCAUCCCACGGACAAUGCACCGAUUCAUGGCUAUACGAUUCACUACAAACCUGAGUUUGGCGAUUGGGAAACCGUUCAGAUCAGUUCCACAGCACAGAAAUAUACACUCGAGAAUCUGUGGUGCGGUUCCCGAUAUCAGAUUUAUGUCACCGCUUAUAACGGAAUUGGAAUCGGCGAUCCCUCGGACAUUCUAAACACGCGCACAAAGGGCUCCAAACCAAUCAUCCCCGAAGCGGCGAAAUUCAUCGAGGUAUCCACGAAUAGCAUCUCUUUGCAUUUGAGCACCUGGUCAGAUGGUGGCUGCCCCAUGUUGUAUUUCGUUGUUGAACACAAGAAGAAAAUGCAGCAGGAAUGGAACCAAGUUUCGAACAACGUCAAACCAGGCGGUAACUUUGUAGUAUUGGAUCUGGACCCCGCUAGCUGGUACCAUUUGCGUGUUACGGCUCACAAUAAUGCAGGUUUCGCCGUGGCCGAGUAUGAAUUUGCGACUUUGACGGUGACUGGCGGCACCAUUGCACCGGCCCGCGAGCUGCCGGACGUGAACGGUGGUAGCAACGAUGAAGACCCAAUGAAAAUUUUCAUGGCUAACUUAAAUCUGGUCGUACCUGUGGUAGCAGCCAUACUCGUAAUAAUCGUUGCCGUCAUUGUGAUCUGCGUUCUCAGGGGGAAGGGUCACAGUAGCGAUAAAGACGACGUAGUCUACCAGCAAACCGGAGUUGGCGGCGCUACCUUGGACAAACGCAGAUCUGAUCUUCGCGACGAAUUGGGAUACAUCGCACCUCCGAAUCGCAAGCUUCCACCUGUACCCGGCUCAAAUUACAACACCUGCGAUCGUAUCAAGCGAGGUACAGUUAUAAGUGGAACUGGCUCAUUAAGGAGUCACUCGACGUGGGAUCCGAGGCGACACAUGUAUGAGGAAUUGAGUCACUACGCGCCCAAUAGGAGAUGCCCACCACCACCACCACGUAUGGGCAGCGCGGAUGGUCUUACGCACAGAGGAUUGCUUGCAAAUCUUUUUUUCGAUUCCAUUCUUAAUCAAACUGUAUUAGAAAUUGCUGUUAAAGUCAAAGUUUACACACGGGAAGCAAUCUUUAUAACAAUAUGUAUUGUUCAACAAUGUCUCGUAGAUUUUCCAUCUAUAGUGACGGAGUCUACCCUGAUUGAUUGUCCUUUUUUAGGUAUGGAGGAUGAGAUCUGCCCGUAUGCUACGUUCCAUUUAUUGGGAUUCCGUGAGGAAAUGGACCCGAGCAAAGCUAUGCAAUUCCAGACCUUCCCUCAUCCAGGAAAUGGCCAUUCUGGCACUAUGGGACCACCCGUAGGACAUCCGACUAACGCUUCUGCUCAUAGCCGCUCUGGAUCUCAGUCUAUGCCUCGUCAAAACGGUCGCUACUCUCGAGUACCAUCCCAAGGAGGCGGCAGCGGCACGCACAAUGUCUUUUCACCCGAAUACGACGAUCCGGCAAACUGCGCUCCCGAGGAAGACCAGUACGGAUCACAGUACGGACAAUACGGCGCACCUUACGAUCAUUACGGAUCUCGCGGAUCGGUCGGACGUCGUAGCGUAGGCUCGGCUCGCAACCUUCCCAUCUCUGGCUCGCCGGAACCACCUCCACCACCGCCGAGAAACCACCAGGAUCAGAAUAACUCCAGCUUCAACGAUAGCAAGGAGAGCAACGAGAUCAGCGAGGCCGAGUGUGAUCGCGAUCAGCUUGUCAACCGCAACUACGGCGUGAAUGCUCGCGGCAAGGACGGCAUGACCACCGAGGAGAUGCGUAAACUCAUUGAGAGGAAGCCAAACGAAGCUCCCGGCCGGCAAACCGGCGGCCCCCACGGCGGUCACGGGGGACUCCUCACACCCUACGAUACUGUGGCAGUGUAACCUGUAAAUCGUCAUCUUCCGUGGUCUUCCGCCUCUCUCGAUAGCCGGCGCGGCGGCCGCGAGGAAAGGAGCCGAGAGACGCGGAAAUGAAGCGCACGCUAACUCUUCCCCCGGUGCUGUCGUCGGUCCAAUUUGCAACGAUUUACGAUAGAAAUUAGAGACGUCGUCGCGAGUAGAUAGAUUCGAUUACCGUGUAAGGUGUACGCGUAUUGAUAUCAUCUCGAGAUCAUACGAUUACGGACGAGGAUUCUGCAGCCCGCCUCGCGAAAUGGGACCGCCUCCUUCGCUCUUGCGACCAUAUCACACGACUUUUCUCUUUCUCUCGCUCACGGCCUUCCGCUCUUUCAUUGUACUUCCUCGGGUACGUUCGUUUAUAUUUGAUCCUGGGGGAAGGCCAACUUGAAACUGCCUUGUUUUUGAGAAACCUUUUUGGACCGGUUUAGUCGAUUAUGCGCAUUCGAGAAGACCAAACUCAAGACUGUCUGUAUACUCUACUGCCCUUACCGCGAAGGAGGCACAGCGAUUCGUGAGGUCAGCCACACUUCGUUCGUAACUCUUUUACGAGUCCUAGAACUCCUCGCGCACGUCCGAUUACAUCUGAAAUUUUUUUGAUACCGAUAGCUGUAGAAAAUGACCUGCGUUUUGAUACAUGUCUUCCUCGAUGACGUGCGAUCAGACUCAAUAAUUUGAUAAAUGUAUACUUGACGACACGAACUUAUAAAUUAAUCGUCUAUCUCUGCACACACACACACACACACACACACGUGACGAAAUAUUUCGAGACACUGAGGGGAAUUUGAAUCUUUUCGCACUAUAUCGUCGAACGUGCGCGAGAUCUUGGAGGCUCGUGAGACUGCCGCGAGAGACUUGUCCUGUAGGAAGGCGAACACAGCCGGAAGUCGUGUUCGCGGACUGUUUAGUUGCGGCAGAGACGCGGCCCGCGAUGGUGCUCUCGGCGACGGUGGAUUUAACGGGGGUCUCUUCUGAUAUACAAUAUAUAUCCAGGAUAUAAUCCUAGGUUACAUUCGUCGCAGGAGUUGCGAAGGAUAAUGGAAAAAAAAAAAAAAGAAAGAAAGAAAGGAAACGUAUAAACGACAUAUAUGCGUAUACAUGAGAUUAGUUGGUCGCUUUUUAAGUCAUGGUUGUGCCACACUGCCGCUCCCUGCGGGCGUACGAUAUAUAGAUACAUACGUACACAUAUACUAUAUACAUAUACUGUACGAUUUAUAAUUUCGUAACGAAGGUUGUGUCCCCGCCCCUUUUCGCCCUUUUCACCCUUUUCGCCCUUUAGCCCCCUUGACGAUCGGUGAUCUUGAGUCUCGUGGUCUCGACGUCGCGGAGAGCAAGGUUUAUAGGGUACGUCGUCGCAUUUUCGUCUUUCGUCGUCGCUGUCAUCGUCGUCGUCCUUGUAGCGAUCCGUUUAGGCGAUCGAUUCGAGACAUUCCCAUAUUGUUCGCUCGAAAGGGAAUAAGUUUCCUAUAUACACGAAACACCGAUCGACUGUCCGUAGGAAGAACAAGGCGGCAAGCCAUCGAGGGAACGCUUCGAUAUACACACGGCAGGCCAGCCAGAGCCUCACAACAUUACGAUAUACAUGAUCGCCACGCGCGCUGGCGCGUGCACGCAAUAUACGCCACACUACACUUGCUGUCGUCCUAUAUGAUAUAUUAUAAAUAUUUAGUCCGCUGUAUACACCUAAUUAUUCCCCCUCCCCUUCCCCCCCCCCCCCAUAUCGAUCAAUUACGCGACGUACCGUACGUAAGAUUCACUGACAUCGCGACGAUGAUCGUUACAGGUGUAAGCGAUUCGAGUAAUAAAAGAAGUUGGUUUAACGUAGAUAGUUUGUAAGUCGGACGGAUGGUCGCGAGAAGGCGAUCGUUGAUUAUCGCGACGGGGCGAGAGGUCGGGAUCUGGUUGACGGAACGUAUACCUCAGGACGCAAAUCGAAGAUCGACGGUCCGCGAUCGGACGAUUGAUCUUUUGCUGGUUCGAUGAACGAAGCGGAUGCUUCUCGAACUUCUUCGCGUAUGCACCAGCCCGACGUCGCGCAACGCCGCGGCCACGACGCCGCGUCUCAUAGUUCGUUUUUAUCACGAUACUAUUUCUAGAUAUAUACAUACAAAUAUAAAUAUAAAUAUAUAUUAUAUAUACACUAACUAUAUAUACAUACAUACGUUGUAAGUAGCUAUUUCUAGGUGUCGCAUUUGUUUGCCGAGGCGAUGCGCGAGCCGACUACCAGUUGGGCGACCGGACCAAGAAACACUCUCGAAAAAUUACCAUCACGUGGAUAUCAAUUAUAUUCCCGCGUAUUCAACUCUCAUCUUGUGAAUUAUUGUUCCUUGUUGAUGUGAUUGUCAUUAACUCAUUUCAUCCAAUCUAUUACAUCGAUCGAAAGAAAAUAUUUUGUGAAAUUUACUUGAUAUUAUUAUUCCGGUGCUAAUGACAUUUUAAAGUCAAUUUCAUUCAAGCCGCAAUUAGUACGGCCUAAAUUGAUACUGCCAUUCGUUUUUUAUUACUCACUGCACUCAGAGACAAACAUAUAGUGACUAUACGGGUUUUGUAUUAUGUAGAACUAAUGUAUCGAGACAUAAUUGAAUAAACUAUUUUAUAAUUGCAAUGACUAUAAAAUAGUUAUUCAAGUUUAUACGAGCGUACAUGAACUCUACAUAAUAUAGAGCAUUGCUGCUUACUACGUCUUUCCUCUGUGAGUGUGGGAUGAGGUUAAAACUGUAAAAAUGCGCACACAUAGGCUGUAAAGAGAGAAUUUUCGAAAUAGAGGUUCGAAUAGAAGGGUGCUUCGAGUCCGUUCGAGUCGCUUCUGCUCUCGCAGAGGAAUUCCUACCCUCUGCCACUCGAAACUGGUUGCGGCUCGACGCGCCAACGCACUUUUACUCAUCGAUGUGAUUUUAAAAGGCUGCGCAAGAAGCCUCGUGUCUCGUGUAUAUGUUACAAUCGCGCUCUUACCGUAAUUAACGUAGCCGUAUCUCGUCCCAAAUCACCCUUUACGAUUUACAGUAUCACGUUCUACUCACGUAACUCGCCCCCGCGAAACUUUGUCGCUUCGAAUCGCUUCCGAAUCUAACCAGAGCUAAUACGGCACAGGCCGAUAACAAUGAUGAUAACAAUGAUGAUGAUAUUAAUGCAUUCGUAUAUAGUAAUACGAUCACGUCCGCGCGCUACCUUGGUCGCGGUUUUUAACUUUUCUCUUAAGCGAAGUGGACGUCCGCGACGUCGCACAGGUGAUAAACGUUUAUGUUGUAAGCGGCCCGGGGUGACCGGCAAAAGGGGCUAUGAACGAGGCACAUUUUAGUGCAGAUAAAUCAGCUGUUUAAUAUCGAUCCUCGCGAUUAACUUCGGCUAAACAUCAAAUGUUUUUCGCAGCUGGAACGUUGCGACGAUGAUGAGUAAUACUCAAAGACUGAGAAUUUUACGUCCAUGUUUGCUUCAUCCAUCUCAUUGCACACUCGCGGUUACUUUUUGUGUACUUCCACACAGUAGAGCAUUGACAUAUGCGCCGUCCUCGUGCCUUUCUUGCCGGAUACCCCCCGUGCCCAUCGUUCGCUCGUCGCGCUUCUCGUGAUCGACGUUAUAUAUAUAGGUACUGCGUAGUAAUUCUUUGCAAGAUUCGACGUUACUUUUUUGAGGGACGCCGCGAAGCGUGUCGCUCGCUUGUGUAUGCUUGAUUGAUAAUAUUGCGUUGAAAGCAUUUGGCUGUUCUUUUCGUACGACGGCGAGCGCGGUUCUUCGAGCUCGUGUUCUCUCCCCCUUUCCAUUCAUUCCUUCCUUACCAUCGCUGAUCGCGUUGCCUGUCAAACCCGAAGCGUUUCCUUCGCGUCCUUUUGACGAUCCUCGCGUACGUGCGAAAGAAUUCGCGGGAACGUGAUCUCACGUUUGAUAGUGGAUAGUGGAAAAGUAACCAAAAG
Trachymyrmex cornetzi is the source of this 10215-nucleotide messenger RNA. It is a transcript of the gene Dscam1, whose product is annotated as Down syndrome cell adhesion molecule 1. The transcript is spliced from 30 exons. The coding region runs from base 128 to 6292 and encodes 2054 amino acids. Lineage: Eukaryota; Metazoa; Arthropoda; Insecta; Hymenoptera; Formicidae. The record is from RefSeq and is a predicted model, not a curated record. Gene Ontology annotation, molecular function: protein binding.